This is a messenger RNA of Zymoseptoria tritici IPO323, 1919 nucleotides long. RefSeq lists its product as uncharacterized. Gene Ontology annotation, biological process: amino acid transmembrane transport. Bases 1 to 1761 code for a protein of 586 amino acids. Lineage: Eukaryota; Fungi; Ascomycota; Dothideomycetes; Mycosphaerellales; Mycosphaerellaceae. Gene Ontology annotation, molecular function: amino acid transmembrane transporter activity. The record is from RefSeq and is a predicted model, not a curated record. The transcript has 2 exons.
AUGGCCGACACACCGGACUCGGAGCAAUCUCGCCGCGAGGCAAAGAUUGUAGACCGACAUUUGCCAGAUGGCUUCACAGCAGACCCAGAAGGCGUCGUAUAUGACGCUCAAGCCGAAGCUGCUUUCAACGAGACGGCCUCGUCAUCGCCGCCUCAGUCCUCAUUAAUGCUGCAAGGUGGCGAUAUGCACCGAGAUAUUUUCAAGAUCAAAGCUCGGGCAAAAGCUCCGAGGCGAUCUGCAACAUUCUCCAACCUCACCAGUCCGGCAUUGGUGACCGAAGAGCCGGCCAUUGAGAAUCAACUGGAGCCCGGUGGAUUCCGACGACAGUAUGUGCAGAGACAUACUAUCAAGCGUCGGCAGAGCACCUUUGCCACGCCCGUCACGAGGAACUUUGUCUCUUUCUUGGAGCUUUAUGGUAGUUUUGCUGGCGAGGAUUUGGAAGAUACAGACUCAGAUGACGAUGAGUCUGCUGUCGAAGACGAGCAUGAGGAGCAUGAUCAACCCAAUGAAAGGCGUCCACUGCUCGGAAACCGACGGAAGAGCUCGAAGCGGCAGAAGCGUGAAGGCGAUGCUGGUACCACGAAGACUUUCUUUACUCUGCUCAAGGCAUUUGUCGGGACUGGAAUCAUGUUCUUGCCAAAGGCGUUCCGGAAUGGUGGUGUUCUGUUCUCAUCCAUCACUUUGAUCACAGUCUCCAUCGUCACGGUCUUGUGCUUUCGGCUGUUGCUGGCAUGCAGAGCCAAGUACGGUGGAGGUGGUUAUGGAGAGCUUGGAGAUGCCAUCUUCGGCAAGAAAGUGAGAGGAUUGAUUCUGGCCUCGAUCACUCUUUCGCAACUGGGAUUCGUCUGCGCUGGACUGAUUUUCACCGCCGAAAACUUGCUCUCGUUCCUCAACGCAGUCAUUCCGAAGGGACAAGACCAGCCAUUUGGAGUGGAGGCACUCAUCGCCGUGCAAUUUGUUCUCCUGAUCCCUCUCGCACUCAUCCGCAACAUUGGAAAGCUGGGACCCGCCGCCCUGCUAGCCGACGUCUUCAUCCUCAUUGGCCUCAUCUACAUCUGGUACUACGACAUCUCCAGCCUUGCCUCUUAUGGAAAAGCUCCUAGCGUCGUCCUCUUCAACCCCGACGCCUUCACGCUAACCAUCGGCUCCGCGAUCUUCACCUUUGAAGGCAUCGGCCUCAUCCUUCCCAUCCAAUCCUCCAUGAAACAACCGGAAAAAUUCAGCUACCUCCUCUAUCUCGUCAUGUUCAUCAUCACCAUCAUCUUCACCUCCGUCGGCGCUCUCUGCUACGCCACCUUUGGAGACGAGACGAAAAUUCAGGUUAUCUCGAAUUUCCCGCAGGACAGCAAAUUGGUCAACGCCGUGCAGUUUUUGUACUCCAUGGCUGUCUUGGUCGGCGAACCCGUGCAGCUCUUCCCGGCUGUUAGGAUCAUCGAGCAGGCUAUUUUCGGCGAUCGGGCUUCCGGUAAGAAGAGCAAGUCGAUCAAGUGGAAGAAGAAUGGGUUGAGGAGUGCCAUGAUGCUGCUUUGUGGUGUGAUUGCGAUCCUGGGGGCUUCAGAUUUGGAUAAGUUUGUGUCGUUGAUUGGUGCUUUUGCUUGCGUGCCCCUUGUCUACAUCUACCCUGCUACCCUCCAUUUGAAAGGUGUAGCAGAGUCGAGGCUGGACAAGAUUUACGACUGCUUGCUAAUCGCGCUCGGUGUUGGAACGAUGGCAUACACGACAACGCUGACGUUGAAGCAGUGGGCGGAUGGAUCGCUGUGAGGGGUAUAUAGCAUAUCUGGCGGGCAUAGCUUGGACUGUUGUUUCGUAAUGUAGUAUAUGCACGGGCACAAUGGGCGUUCCUUAAUGUUUGAUCGCAUUGGAUCAUAGCAGCGGCGGUCAUCUGACUGAGCAUUUUGUCAGAGAUAUUGAAUACUUCA